Molecule: messenger RNA, 4119 nt
Organism: Colletotrichum higginsianum IMI 349063
Lineage: Eukaryota; Fungi; Ascomycota; Sordariomycetes; Glomerellales; Glomerellaceae
Product: ABC-2 type transporter
Exons: 5
Coding region: 1-4119 (1372 amino acids)
Cellular component (GO): membrane
Molecular function (GO): ATP binding; ATP hydrolysis activity; ABC-type transporter activity
Source: RefSeq, a predicted model, not a curated record
AUGGGCUCGUGGCAAGUAAGCGGUCAGUCUGCAGUCAGUCAGUCAGUCAUUGACUCAUCAGCAGUGGUAGUGGUUGUGCUUGUGCUUGUGCUGGACUUUGCGCUUAGACCUGCGGCAUGGGGUGCAUCGUGCCGUUUCAAUGUUGACGUUACUGCUGGUAGAGAUGAUGAGCGAAGCGCAAUGCUCUCAUGGAUCUCGGAGCUCACUCCAAGCGUCUUCCCUGCACCCGGAAACACAAUGCUUCAGCCACCACGACCAACACUGUUGCGCAUUUCCAACCAGUGCAGUGGGGGCAUUCAGCGUGUCAAUCAACCAACCAGCGCCUCUGGACUUAAUCUGGGGCUGUGUGCUGCGCUUGUACGGGCCGACCCCCUCCAGACUGGUACUCGCCUACACGUGCUGUCGAUUGCGCCAGAAGCACUGAAGACUGCUUUGAUUGUGCCUUGGUUGCUAGUUGCUGCAAAGCUUGAGAAUAGAAUUGUAGAGAACCCGGCCGGUUCUUCGGUGGCGCCUCCUCCAUCACUUCGGUACCUUUGGCCCCCAGCCCACCCACCCACCCGCACUCGCACCCGCGUCUGUUGUCUGUUGUCCGGCCGCCUGUUCUGCCGCAGGCCAAGAGCUUCUCCUCCUCCUCCAUCCUACCUCUCUACCUAUCUAAUCUCGCCUCGCCUUGCUCUUCCGACACGUUGCGCCGCUUUGCUGCUGCUGCUACUGCUCUGCCCACCUCCCUUCGGCCCCGUCCUCCAUGUUCUCUCUGAUCUCUGGUCUCUGAAGUCCCAUCUCCUCCUUCAACAUCGACGACACCUCAUCCCGCCCGUCUCUGCAAACCCGCCCGCUUCGAAUCGGUGUCCUUCUCACCCACCCAAACCGCCCAUCAUGGCUCCUCUUGCCUUGAGGAGCCUCCUCAUCGGCGCCUUGGCUUGUCUUCCCGCCCUGGCUUCGGCACAGCGCAACUACUCCACCGCCGAUAUGCUGCGUGCGCAGCUGACACUUCUCGACGACCGGCCCUCCGACUGCCCGCCUUGCUUCAACUGUCUCCUCCCCGCCCACAAGUGCACCCAGUUCGCCGGCUGCAACGACUAUACAGGCAAAUGCAACUGUCCCGAAGGCUUCGGCGGUGAUGACUGCCUCGAUCCACUGUGCGGAUCUCUGUCCCGUGGCGAUAACACCGAUAGACCUCGACGAACUGGUGACUCGUGCCAAUGCGACGACGGCUGGACCGGCAUCAACUGCAAUGUCUGCACGAGCAACCUGGCCUGCGACGCUCUUAUGGAGACCAAGGAGGGCGGUGUUUGCUACCAGAAUGGCGAGGUCAUCAACCAUAACUACCAGAUCUGCGAUGUGACCAACAAGAAGAUCACCGAUCUUCUUGGCGAGAAGCGCCCCCAGGUCACCUUUACCUGCAAGAAGGAAGAGGGCAACUGCGAUUUCCAGUUCUGGGUUGACGAACGCGAGUCCUUCUACUGCCACUUGAACGAUUGCUCCUCCACCGCCGACAUCAACGACAGCCAGAAUAGCACCGACUACAAGUGCAACAAGAUCGAGUGCAACUGCAUCUCUGACCGCAUGCUGUGUGGCGAGAACGGCUCCGUCGACAUUAGCGACUUCCUAGUCGAGGAGAUCAACGGUCCCGCCGAGUUCCAGUGCCUGCAGAAGAAUGGAGGCGUCAACAACUGCGCCUUCAGAGAGCCUGCCAUGGAUGAUCUUAUCCUGUCCUUGAUCGGCGACAGCAGCAUUCAGCUGAACUGUCGCUCCGGAGAGUGUCUCUACCACACCGAAGUCCCCGGCUACGAGCGACCUGUCAAGAAGAUCAACACUCCGCUCAUCGCCAGUGUUAUCGCCGCCUGCUCCCUGUUCGUUGUCGCCAUCAUUCUGCUGACCUGGUACCUUUCCCGCCGCCAGUUCAAGUACGGCGCCAUCGUGCUUGACGACUCCGACGACGAGUCCUUGAAGCUCAUGGCCGACCACAAGCCCGCUUCCCUCUACUUCGAGAACGUCGCCUACGACCUCAAUGGGAAGCGUAUCCUGAACAAUAUCCAGGGCAUGGCCCACCCGGGUGAGGUCACAGCCAUUAUGGGCGCCUCGGGAGCUGGCAAGACCACCUUCCUCGAUAUCCUGGCCAGGAAGAACAAGCGAGGACAGGUUUCUGGCGAUUUCUACGUCAAUGGCGAAAAGGUUACCGACACGGACUACAAAAACGUCAUCGGCUUCGUUGACCAGGAAGACACCAUGCUGCCUACUCUGACUGUCCACGAGACCAUCUUGACGAGCGCUCUUCUCCGUCUGCCCCGUAACAUGGGCCGCGCCGCCAAGGAGCAGCGCGUCUUCGAGGUCGAGAAGCAGCUCGGUAUCUACCACAUUCGCGAUUCCUUGAUUGGCUCCGAGGAAGGCAAGGGUCGUGGCAUUUCUGGCGGAGAGAAGCGCCGAGUCGGCAUCGCCUGUGAGCUUGUCACGAGCCCCUCCAUUCUGUUCCUGGACGAGCCCACCAGCGGCCUGGACGCCUAUAACGCCUUCAACGUCAUUGAAUGUCUGGUUACCUUGGCCAAGAACUACAAGCGUACCGUUGUCUUCACGAUUCACCAGCCUCGGUCCAAUAUUGUCGCCCUCUUCGACAGACUCAUUCUAUUGGCGCGAGGUGGCGCGGUCUACUCGGGUCCCUUUUCUCAGUGCCAGGCGUAUUUCGACCACAUUGGUUACUCGUGCCCCCCCGGCUUCAACAUUGCCGACUACCUCGUCGACCUCACGAUGCACGCGGGCGCUACCACCUCUGAAGAUGAUGGCGCCCUGAACGCCGACGUGGCCAGUUUAGGACCCAGCAGCACCACUGCUGUCAAGUCUAUCGCCAGCAUUUCUGGCGGGUCUAUCAACGAGGACAGUGGUAUUGAAUCCUCCUCAUCGCGCCCCAAGAACAAGCGUCGGGACUCGGUCAAGGUUCGCCAAGAGCGAGAGCUCUUCACCCGUCGCAAGAACAAUGCCGACACUGCUGCUUCAUCGGACGCCGGCGGAGAGGACGUUGGAUCCUACAAAUUGCAGACCCAGCCAGGCCUCGUACCGUCCAUCAAUGUUGAGGACCCCCACGACCUUCCCCCUGCCGCGUACGUUGGAACCGACUUGGAUGUUCUGAUUCGCUCCUUCGCCGAAUCCGACAUUGCAGGCUCCACGCACGAUGAGCUUCAGCAAUCCAUCAAUGCCGCUCAGGGUGCCAACGGACAGAAUGCAAACGGGUACAACCCAGAGGGGCCGAACAUCCACAUAAGCGCCAUCGGCAAGGGCUACGCUCGCGUGGGCUACACCCGCCAGUUCAUCAUCCUGUCUCAGCGGACCUGGAAGAACCUGUACAGAAACCCUAUUCUCAUGUUGACCCACUACGCCAUCGCGAUCCUCCUCGCGGUUCUGUCCGGAUAUCUGUUCUACGGAUUGACCGACGACAUCCCAGGAUUCCAGAACCGUCUGGGUCUAUUCUUCUUCCUGUUAGCAUUGUUCGGGUUCAGCACCUUGACCAGCUUGAACGUCUUCGCUACCGAGAGGCUCUUGUUCGUCAGAGAGCGUGCCAACGGCUACUAUUCACCCAUCACCUAUUUUGCGGCCAAGAUUCUUUUCGACAUCAUUCCACUCCGUAUCAUUCCACCCCUCCUCAUGGGCGCCAUCAUCUAUCCAAUGACAGGCUUGGUCCCUGAUGCCGCCCACUUCUUCAAGUUCAUCCUCGUGCUAGUCCUGUUCAACUUCGCAGCCGCUGCCAUCUGCCUGUUUAUUGGCAUCAUCUGCAAGGACGGCGGGGUAGCCAACUUGAUUGGCAGCUUGGUCAUGCUAUUCAGCUUGCUCUUCGCCGGUCUGCUACUCAACCACAACGCCAUCCCCAAGGCUGCCCUCUGGCUCCAGAUGCUCUCCAUCUUCCAUUACGGAUUCGAGUCGCUCAUCGUCAAUGAGGUGCUUCAACUGACCCUUGUCGACAAGAAAUACGGCCUAGACAUCACCGUCCCGGGUGCCGCCAUCUUGAGCUCCUUUGGUUUCAACAACGACGCCCUGUGGGCCGACGUCGUCAGCCUCGGCACCUUUGGUGUUGUCUUCAUCAUUCUCGCCUACGCCGCCAUGCACUUCCUUCUCGUCGAGAAGAGGUGA